UUGCGUCUGUGUCUGUUUAGGUUAAGAGGAUCGAUGUCGUGGUGGGGGGAGGAAGCGGCGAAGGCUGCUAAAAUAGCUGUGUGGUGGGAUAUGAAGGACUGUCCGAUUCCUGAGGGUUAUGAUGCUGGUGGGAUCCGGCCGAGUUUAGAAGCGGCGUUCAAGGAACGAGGCUACACCGGUCCAGUUUCCUCCAUCACUGCCUAUGGUGACCAAACAGAAACCCCUGUUCACAUCCUGAAAGGGCUCUUAUCUACUGGAGUUUCGGUAGCACACACCAGAUCCGAAAGCACAAAGUACAUCAUGUAUCGGGAUAUAGUGGAAUGGCGAGGUCAGAAUCCUCCCCCUGCUACAAUGAUGAUCAUAUCAAAUCCGGUGAGAGGUGACUUCUGUUGGGAUCUGGCCCGGCUACAACAACGGUCGCAAUACAAUCUGUUUGUGGCUUAUCCGAAGUCGCUUUGCUUUAUCUCACCCCUGCGAACUUCUGCACUGUGGGUAUGGGGAAAAUUACUAGGGUUUAGGGAUAAUAAUAGAAUUAUUGAGACCAGAAGCGCACCACUUGCCAUGCUUUGUUGCAAAUCGUGCAAUUUCGAUUGCCAAAUCCCUGAGAAAUUGAGGAAGCAUCUCUCGAGUUAUAAGCAUGCACGCCAAGAGUCUGUAUACCCUACGUACAAAGAAAUCACCCGGGUAACGGAGCAUUGGGGAAGGAACUACCCGGCAACGCCUGAAUAUGCGACAGCUAAAAUACUGGUGUGGUGGGACAUGUUUUACUGUCCUAUCCCCGAGGGAUAUGAUGCUCGUCGGGUCCGUCCGAGUUUAGAAGAGGCAUUUAAGAAACUUGGCUACUCUGGUCCUGUCUCCAUCACUGCCUAUGGCAACUUAAACCACAUCCCUGAGCACCUCCAGCGAGGACUCGCUUCCACUGGAGUCAGUCUUGCACAUGCCGUUCGCGAUGUCUCAUACAAGCGCAUGUAUCAAGAUUUGCUGGAUGAGCAAGAACCUAAUCCUACUCCGACUAAUAUUAUGGUCAUAUCUGAUACAGAUGCACAUGAGGCCUUCUCAACUGCCGUUGCCCACCUAGUACAAAUCCAGAAACACAACCUUUUUCUGGCUUAUUCAUCUAGGCCUUACCAAAUCUUAGUCCUGCUCCCUUCUGCCGAGUGGCUCUGGCAUAGCUUACUUCAAGUUUCAGAGAAAAGGAAACACAUUCUUCAGAAAUGCAGUAGUGAAAGUGAUAGGGGUGUUGGAUCUAGCGCAAUGUUUUAUUGCAAAUUGUGCUGUGAUGGCAAAGGCCCUGAUUACAAAUGCCUUGACAAUUUAAGAACGCAUCUCUCAACUGAAGAACAUUUGCAAGAAGAGUGUAGUAUUACUGCGUUUGUUCAAUUAAAAAUGAAGAAUAGGCAUCUAUCUCUCUUAGCCCAGUACGAUCGAGAGCAUCGAGAGCAAUUGCGACAGGUAAAAGGUUCUCCAAAUAUCAAACGUAUGGGGAAGGCAUGCCGGACGGGUUUUCGUCUGCUUGAUAAUCAUUUACGUCCACUUAGAGCUCGUAAAUCUCAAACCUGCAGACGUCGUCGUGGUGGCUCUCGACGUAGAGCUCCAAAAUCUCAAAACAUGUGGUGAAAUUGUUUCCAGGUCAUCAUCAGUCCUUGAAGAAGCUCUUGUUUUUCGUUUCUUGUCUAUGUUUCAAUUUCAAGCGGUACUUAUUUUUCAUUGCGUUUUACUUUGUUUAAAACCAUCUUAUUAUUCACUCAUGUAAUGUUAUUAGUAACUAGAGUUUGAUGUAUUUCGUUUGAAGUCUAGUAGUAUAAUUGUGGAACGUUUUCGGCUUUAGUAGUAUUUCGUUUAAAGUUAUGUGUUAUAA
Raphanus sativus (radish) is the source of this 1858-nucleotide messenger RNA. RefSeq lists its product as uncharacterized. The record is from RefSeq and is a predicted model, not a curated record. Gene Ontology annotation, molecular function: RNA nuclease activity. Gene Ontology annotation, cellular component: peroxisome. The transcript has 7 exons. Gene Ontology annotation, biological process: regulation of gene expression. NCBI's taxonomy places the organism in Eukaryota, Viridiplantae, Streptophyta, Magnoliopsida, Brassicales, Brassicaceae. The coding region runs from base 34 to 1617 and encodes 527 amino acids.